Messenger RNA from Medicago truncatula (barrel medic), 1175 nucleotides. RefSeq names its product dnaJ homolog subfamily C member 21. The transcript is spliced from 2 exons. Bases 177 to 842 code for a protein of 221 amino acids. NCBI's taxonomy places the organism in Eukaryota, Viridiplantae, Streptophyta, Magnoliopsida, Fabales, Fabaceae. The record is from RefSeq and is a predicted model, not a curated record.
CAAAUAGUGAGAUCCACUUUUUUUUUGGUAACGUAGAAAUUUGUCCUCAUUUUGGCAGUGAAGUGGUGUGGUCUUCUUCAUCUUCCAAUCCAACCAUCGAAAACCCAUUUUGAUAACAUCUUUCAAGAUCCCUUCUUUUUUUCACUUCCACCUUCCAUUCAGAGAGAGACUUUGAAAUGGAGAUACUUCCAUUUGAAGGGCCGCUUCACUUAGACAGACUAGAGGAGCUUUCAUUGGAGAGCCUUUCAACCAUACAUGUUGAGUCAGAGUUCGCCAAAAGAGAAAAGGAACUAUCUUUGAAAGCCAAAAUAGUUCAAGAAAGAUACCAAGAUCUCUUCAAAGAACUCAAAAUUAUUGGCUCAACUUAUGGUAAAACCAUUCAACUUUUAACAAAGAAAAACAAUGAAUUGCAGGUUCAAGUCAAGAAUUUGAAGGGUGUUGAUGAUGGUAGUAGUAGCUAUGACUAUGACUAUCAUUACCAACUUGAUGUGUUAAGAAUAAAGAACGUUGAAUUAGAGGAAACAGCGAAGAAGAAUUUGUCAACUAUAAGCGAGCUGAGGAAAGAAAACAGCAAAUUGAAAGAUGAGAAACGCGGGGUUGAGAGAUUACUUAAGUCUGUGGACACCAAGUUCAGGGGACUGCAUCAAAGAGUAGAGAGGUUGGAGGAUGAUACUGGACGUUUGAUGAGUGUAGAUGCCUCUCAAGAUGAAGAGGAUGUUGAUGAUUGUGACUCCAGAAAUGACACUGUGGAGGGCAAAUCUAUAAAGCAGAAAAGAGGAAAAGGGAGCUUGGUCAAGCAAGCAGGGAGGGAAAUUAUGUUGAAGAAGAGUAAAGGCUGUUGAGAGACAAUGGAGUUUGCUCUGGUUUUGAUUCUUGAUAUGCAAGGCUAGAAUCUACUAUAAUGGUAUCUUGUGUCAUUUUGUUGUACGGAGAAGGAUUUGGUUUAGUUGGAGAUGCCUUCUUAUAACCCAAUGUAAGUAGUAACCAUUUUAGAUGAUAAAUGAGAGAGAUUGACAUACAUGUAUGGGACUAGGGCAGUAAAUGUGAGCUCAUCUGAAUGUCUUGCGGGCAUCUUUGUUUGUUUGUUUAAUUUGAAGAUUUUCCUUCCUAUCUAUCUGAUUAACUUUGUUUAAGAACUCGUCACUCAAAUAAAGCAUCCAUCAAAAUUUAAUGAA